Molecule: messenger RNA, 6868 nt
Organism: Perognathus longimembris pacificus (Pacific pocket mouse)
Lineage: Eukaryota; Metazoa; Chordata; Mammalia; Rodentia; Heteromyidae
Gene: Egfr
Product: epidermal growth factor receptor
Exons: 28
Coding region: 1-4323 (1440 amino acids)
Biological process (GO): positive regulation of kinase activity; protein phosphorylation; negative regulation of apoptotic process
Cellular component (GO): signaling receptor complex; basal plasma membrane
Molecular function (GO): ATP binding; epidermal growth factor binding; epidermal growth factor receptor activity
Source: RefSeq, a predicted model, not a curated record
AUGAAACGGCAGAGUCCUCAUCUGUGCCAUUAUCCAAGCUUGGUUCUGGGGCUCAGCCAGUUUUGUCCUGGCGUUGGUACAGUUUUGCCUAGUAAACUAGAAGGAGAGAAAAGGAGCAGGGACCCCGGGCACGCAUUUUGCUGGAAGUAUGUUGGCCCACCGAGGUGCACUGAGAAUCUACACCGACAAGGUCCAGAAGACUUCAGCGUCCCGGGACGCCCCACUCACAAGUUAAGUCUCAAGGACCGCGCUGCCCUCCACACACCUUUCGCCUCUUCCUUUGUUCCUCGGGGGGCCCUCUCUGUCCAUCCCCACCUCCAGGUAGCCGCUUGCUUUCGGUCAUCGCCGCCCAGUUCUUCCUCCCCGCUCGCUUUCCGCUCCUCCUCUGAUCCUCGGGAUCCCCGAUCCCUCCUCCUAGGCCUGGUCCCUCCUCCUCCCGCCCAGCCUCCCCACGCCCUAGCCGGCGCAAAGCUAGACGUCUGGGCAGCUUCGCGCAGCCUCCGCCUCCCGCACCGUGUGCGCGACUGUGGUCAGGGCGGCCGCAGAGAGUCGGGGCCGCCGCCGCCGUCGCCUCCUCGAUCGGACGAUCGGCCACCUCCGAGGACGGCUGGCGCGGUCACAGCCACAGCCCACCGUCGCCUGACUAAUCCCGGAUUAAUGAAGGGGAGCGGAACCGGUUUCUCCAGGGCAGCGAUGAGACCCUCCAGGACGGCGGGCGCCGCGCUGCUGGUGCUCCUGGCGGCUCACGUCCAGGCGAGUUGGGCGCUGGAGGAGAAGAAAGUUUGCCAAGGCACAAGCAACAGGCUCACCCAGCUAGGCACUUUUGAAGACCACUUUCUGAGCUUGCAAAGGAUGUUCAAUAACUGUGAAGUGAUUCUUGGGAAUUUGGAAAUUACCUACGUGCAAAGGAAUUAUGAUCUUUCCUUCUUAAAGACCAUCCAGGAGGUUGCUGGCUAUGUCCUCAUUGCACUGAACACGGUGGAGAGGAUUCCCCUGGAGAACUUGCAGAUCAUCAGAGGAAAUGCACUCUACGAGAACACCUAUGCCCUGGCAGUCCUGUCUAACUAUGGGGCAAAUAAAACGGGGCUGAGGGAGCUGCCCAUGAGGAACUUACAGGAAAUCCUGAUUGGUGCUGUGCGAUUCAGCAACAACCCAGACCUCUGCAAUGUAGACACCAUCCAAUGGCGGGACAUCGUCAACUAUGAGUUUCUGAAAAACAUGUCAAUGGACUUGCAGAACCACUUGAGCAGCUGCCAAAAAUGUGAUCCAAGUUGUCCCAAUGGAAGCUGUUGGGGUGCAGGAGAAGAAAAUUGCCAGAAACUCUCCAAAAUCAUCUGUGCCCAGCAGUGUUCACGGCGUUGUCGUGGGAAGUCCCCUAGUGACUGCUGUCAUAACCAAUGUGCUGCUGGCUGCACUGGGCCUAGGGAGAGCGACUGUCUGGUCUGCCACAAGUUUCGAGAUGAGGCCACGUGCAAGGACACCUGCCCACCACUCAUGCUCUACAACCCCACAACCUACCAGAUGGAUGUCAACCCUGAAGGGAAGUACAGCUUUGGUGCCACUUGUGUGAAGAAAUGCCCUCGGAACUAUGUGGUGACAGAUCAUGGCUCAUGUGUCCGGGCCUGUGGUCCUGAUAACUAUGAAGUAGAAGAAGAUGGCGUUCGCAAGUGUAAAAAGUGUGAAGGGCCCUGUCGCAAAGUUUGUAAUGGAAUAGGAAUUGGUGAAUUUAAAGACACACUCUCUAUAAAUGCAACAAAUAUCAAACACUUCAAAAACUGUACUGCCAUCAGUGGAGACCUCCAUAUCCUGCCAGUAGCCUUUAGAGGUGACAACUUCACCCACACUCCUCCUCUAGACCCAAAGGAACUGGAUAUUCUAAAAACUGUGAAGGAAAUAACAGGGUUUUUGCUCAUUCAGGCUUGGCCUGAAAACAGAACUGACCUCCAUGCUUUUGAGAACCUAGAAAUCAUACGUGGCAGGACAAAGCAACACGGUCAGUUUUCUCUUGCGGUUGUCGGCCUGAACAUAACGUCUUUGGGACUGCGCUCCCUCAAGGAGAUAAGUGACGGAGAUGUGAUCAUUUCAGGAAACCGAAAUUUGUGUUAUGCUUAUACAAUAAACUGGAAAAAACUACUUGGGACUUCGGGACAGAAAAUCAAAAUUACAAGCAACAGAAGUGAAAAAGACUGCAAGGCCACAGACCGUGUCUGUCAUCCCUUAUGUUCCUCUGAUGGCUGCUGGGGCCCAGAAGCCAGAGAUUGUGUCUCCUGCCAAAAUGUCAGCCGUGGAAGAGAGUGUGUGGAUAAAUGCAACAUUUUUGAGGGGGAGCCAAGGGAGUUUGUGGAGAACUCUGAAUGUAUCCAGUGCCAUCCAGAAUGUCUGCCCCAGCCCAUGAAUAUCACCUGCACAGGCCGGGGACCAGACAACUGCAUACAGUGUGCCCACUACAUAGAUGGCCCCCACUGUGUCAAGACCUGCCCAGCUGGGAUCAUGGGGGAGAACAGCACCCUGGUGUGGAAGUAUGCAGACUCUAGCCGCAUCUGCCACCUCUGCCAUGUGAACUGUACCUAUGGAUGUGCUGGGCCAGGUCUUGAAGGCUGUGCAAUAAAUGGGCCCAAGAUCCCGUCCAUCGCCAUUGGGAUCGUGAGCGGCCUCUUCUUGAUGGUGGUGAUCGCCCUGGGCAUCGGGCUCUUCGUGCGCCGGCGCCGCAUCGUCAGGAAGCGCACGCUACGCCGGCUCCUGCAGGAGAGGGAGCUCGUGGAACCCCUCACACCCAGUGGAGAAGCUCCCAACCAAGCCCUCCUGAGGAUCUUGAAGGAAACAGAAUUCAGAAAGACCAAAGUGCUGGGCUCUGGAGCAUUUGGCACUGUGUACAAGGGACUCUGGAUUCCAGAAGGAGAGAAAGUUAAGAUUCCUGUGGCCAUCAAGGAACUCAGAGAAGCAACAUCUCCCAAAGCCAACAAGGAAAUCCUUGAUGAAGCCUAUGUGAUGGCCAGCGUGGACAACCCCCAUGUGUGCCGCCUCCUGGGCAUCUGUUUGACAUCCACCGUCCAGCUUAUCACACAGCUCAUGCCUUUUGGCUGCCUCCUGGACUACGUCCGAGAGCACAAGGACAACAUUGGCUCACAGUACCUUCUCAACUGGUGUGUGCAGAUUGCAAAGGGUAUGAACUAUCUAGAAGACCGGCGCUUGGUACAUCGUGAUCUGGCAGCCAGGAAUGUCCUGGUGAAGACACCACAGCAUGUCAAGAUCACAGAUUUUGGGCUGGCCAAACUUCUUGGUGCUGAUGAGAAAGAAUACCAUGCAGAAGGAGGCAAAGUGCCUAUCAAAUGGAUGGCUUUGGAAUCAAUUUUACACCGGAUUUAUACCCACCAAAGUGAUGUCUGGAGCUAUGGUGUCACGGUUUGGGAGCUGAUGACCUUUGGAUCCAAGCCUUAUGAUGGAAUUCCUGCAAGUGAAAUCUCAUCCAUCCUGGAGAAAGGAGAGCGCCUUCCACAGCCACCCAUCUGCACUAUUGACGUCUACAUGAUCAUGGUCAAGUGCUGGAUGAUAGAUGCAGACAGCCGCCCCAAGUUCCGUGAGCUGAUUCUCGAAUUCUCCAAAAUGGCCCGAGACCCUCAACGCUACCUUGUCAUUCAGGGGGAUGAGAGAAUGCACCUGCCAAGCCCUACAGACUCCAAUUUUUAUCGUGCCUUGAUGGAUGAAGAGGACAUGGAAGAUGUUGUUGAUGCCGAUGAGUACCUCAUCCCCCAGCAGGGCUUCUUCAACAGCCCAUCUACGUCUCGGACUCCUCUUCUAAGUUCUCUGAGUGCAACCAGCAAUAACUCCACAGUUGCUUGCAUUAAUAGAAAUGGGCAGAGCUGUGCUGUCAAAGAAGACAGCUUCUUGCAACGGUACAGCUCAGACCCCACUGGUGCCUUGACAGAGGACAACAUAGAUGACAUUUUCCUCCCUGUACCUGAAUACAUAAACCAAUCUGUUCCCAGAAGGCCAGCAGGCUCGGUACAGAACCCUGUCUAUCACAACCAGCCACUUCAUCCAGCUGCUGGCAGAGACCCACACUACCAAAAUCCCCAUAGCAAUGCUGUGGGCAACCCUGAGUAUCUAAACACCACUCAGUCUACCUGUGUCAACAGUGCAUUUGACGACCCUGCCCACUGGGUCCAGAAGGGCAAUCACCAAAUUAGCCUGGACAACCCUGACUACCAGCAGGACUUCUUUCCUAAGGACUCCAAGCCAAAUGGUAUCUUUAAGGGUCCCACAGCUGAAAAUGCAGAAUACUUACGGGUAGCACCACCCAGCAGUGAGUUUAUCGGAGCAUGACCAUGGAGGGUAGUAGCAUCAGCCAUAAAAAUUCCAGACUCUUCAGAGACCCAGGACCAAGCCAUGGCAGCUAAUCUACUCUUGAUAGACAUGCCCAUCUUAACUCUCACACCCAGGGACUGGUUUUACCAUAUUAACUCUGAGAAGCCUUUCUUUUAGCCUGGAAGUACUCCUUCCCUUUGGGAAGUUGCAGGUACAUUCCUUGGUCUUCAAACUGUGAAGCUCCCACAAAAGAAAGCAUCUAGUGAGAUGUUCAUUUGAGCAGAGUUUAUGGUGAGAUAAAUAUAUAGAUCCUGCUUGGAAAUAGUUGGGAUGGUUAAUUGCCAUUGUGGAUAUUGGUUUAAUGGGUUCUUCCAAGGCAGAAGAAGCUUGCUUGAAGUACUUGCUUUACCAAGUUAUUCCAGACCCAAUUGUAACCAAGGAACAUGGUCUCCAAGUCUUCUUGAAUCCAGCAGCUCUGCUUCAAGACUCUCCUCUGAAAGACAAGCUAAAUGUACAAGAAGUCCUGUAUAUUCUAAGCAGUCCUCAUUGGUACUAUAUAAAAUCAUAGCAGGUACUAUAUAUAGGAUAAGCUACUUUGUUCCUUCCUGGGCAAAGAAGAAAGGAAAGAAUUCUCUCUCAGACGGUUUUUUAUAUAAAUGUGUCCAUGGUACUUAUUGCCCAUUAGUUCACCAGUGUUUUCUAAUUGCGAGUGUUAGCUUUAUUUGUUUCUUUUCCAUUCCAUUGUCUUGAAGCUUAGCAUACUUUCUCCUAUGUUGAGGUCAUGGAGAAGAUGGUACAUCAAGAAUAAUUCGGAUUCUGUGUUUUAUCCCCUCAGUGUUCAGACCAGUCACCUUUAAUUAAGACUGAUUCACACAAUAACCUGGAUCCAAAUUUUAGUCUUGGCUGAACUGUGUCAAAUCCUUUGAGGGCAUAUAUCACGAGACCUGAAAAAUGAAGCUGCUCUUAAUGCCUAUUUUGCCUUUACCUAUCUACACUCCAAAAUUAGUUUGGACCACUCAUGGAAAUUAAUCUUCCUUUCAUGUCACUUUAAUAUGUUUUAUUGUAAGGGCAUGUAUUUCUCCCUGGUAAACUACCCCAAAGCCUCUCCUUGUCACUAUGCAAUAGCUUAUAGUUCACGGUAGGUCUUUUCUCCAGGUGCCAAGAUAACAUUAUGGAUAGAAAGGCACUCAAGUGGAAAGUCAAUUUUGAGGUUGAUAUACAGUGUUUUCAUAACCUCUAUAGAUAUUUCAGGGAAGAUUUUUAUCCUAACACAAUUUCUCUACAAUUGGAGGAUCUAGCUAGUUGCUUAUCCUUGUAAUUCAUUGGUUACAUACUCUUAGUCUAUAUACAUUAUCAAGGAAUAAAUUACUGAUUCUGAGAGUCUCCCUGGGUAGACAGGGGAGAUCUCCAAGAAGGUGACAUUGCCAUUAGACCUUUAAAAUAGCCAGAGACUCAGCAACAGGGAAAUGGAAAGUAUGUUCCUAGCAGAAACCAUGACAAGGAAAGCAACUGCCAGAGGAAUCCAUUCGCAUCAGUCAUUCUAACACUGAUCCUUUUGGCCUGGGAACUAGGCUGGUAGCAUCCUCCAACUCCCUAAAUGUUACCUCCCUCCUGGGAAUUUUGGCCUCUCAUCUAUUAAAAAACUGAUUAGUGAGAAAAUUAAAUAAUAUUUUUUAGAAUCUGAUGUUUCCUGGCCUUGUCAGCAAACCAUUUCUAUUAUCUCUUCACCUCAGAACAUAAAAGAAAAAGGUUAGCCAGAUGUGUCUUCAAAACUAGGAGAUAGAAUGAGUAACAGUCUGCUAUUGCAAGAAGCAGAUGAUUGGUGAGGGAGAAUAGAUGUAAGUCAAAAUAAAGCAACAAAAUCCUAGUAUUUUUGUACUUUGAAGUGCUUUCUUCUAACAUAAUAAAAUGGCAAAAUCUAUUCAAGCUUGCUUUUCUUCUCCGGUGUAUUUCCAUUCUCCUGCAUAAAAUUUAGUUGCUAUUAAUCUUAACAUUGUGUUCCCCAUAAUGUUCUCCUUCUGUCUGUGCAGGGAGAAUGGGGUCUGUGGGAGCCGCAAGGCCUGGGUCCCCAGGAGAAGAGCAGCACAGGGUCCCUGAUUUCCAUAUCACAGCCCAGCCUAGUCCAGUAUCUAAGCCUGCACAAUGUCCUCUCCAUGUUUCUUCAUCAAUAACUAGUCCUUCAAACUUUCCAGACUAUGUAUCUGCUAGCUUCCUCAGCCAGUUCCUGGAAGACCACUGGUCAAGGGCCCCACUUCAUAUCUAGCCUUUGAAAAUAGUUCAAGGUAAAGUAAGCCAGAAUCUACCAUUUCUAGUGAGCCACAAUCCAUACUGUGUUCUCUCAUAUCAUCUGUAAGGAGUCCUUAUCAGUCAUUGUACCCUAUGAAAAUUGCUUAUCACCUCAUGAUAGAAAAAGAUGAAAUCAUUAAACUCUACACCUUUGCCAUGAGUUCAGGUUGCCACUGCUUUUCUGAGUAAGAACUCUGUGGAGGCACCAUAUUGGUAUGAUAACUGAUGAUAACAAUGUUUAGGUAUCUGCUCAGGGUUUUUAAUUUUGUGGGGGUUU